This is a messenger RNA of Paramuricea clavata, 834 nucleotides long. NCBI's taxonomy places the organism in Eukaryota, Metazoa, Cnidaria, Anthozoa, Malacalcyonacea, Plexauridae. The record is from the annotation of a GenBank genome assembly.
AUGUUUGACAAUGUCGAUGAAUUGAAAGAGUUUUUGAUGCGCAGUUUUUCUGUGGAACUAUCACCUGCUACGACGACAAGCUCAUUCAAUCUUGGGUAUAUUGCUGGAACAAAUAGGCGGGUGGUGAUAGCAAACAACAUCAACCUGGCCGAAGCAUAUUCUGUUGCUAAAGCAGGUUGGAUAACACUGUGGGCAGAGGCAAUUGUACCCCCUGCAGUGGCAGCAUCAAGAGGAACCAAACGAAGCCUCUCCCAUGCAACUGAUGACCUGGCAACAAACCCCAGUGGUAAUGGUAUUUACUUAACUUGUACAUCAUUUGAAAAAUGUUGUCUGUCUUACAAUUUCCAGCUAGGUAAAGUUAUACUCAAAUAUAUAUUAGGCUACAGCCUACAGUAGUAAUAAAAUACAAUUCAUAUCCAUAGGAUUAAAUUCUUCUGAAGCGGCAGGUUAUGAAAGUACAUUACAGCGACUCAAAACGAAGCAUAGUUCCAAUUACCCUAAAUUUAAACUUAAGGUUUGGGCUAAAAUGUUGGUAAGUUCUAAUGUAUUACUUGUAUGUCUCUAAGUUACUGCAUGCGGCAUGCUAUAUUCUAAACUUUAUGCUGUUUAACCAGUUGUUUUGUCAGUAAUUUACUCGCCUCGAAAUUGUUUAAUUAUAGACCAACAGCACUCACGACAGCCAUGAUAUGCCGCCAAAAAUACCUUUCUUUACCAGCCUUAAAGUGGGAAAGGUUAGAGGUGAUUCCCCUUCGUCGACUACCCCUGCAACAGUAACGACAGGAGCAAUACUUCCUGGUUCUGAAACAUCGGAAACAGACAUGACAGAGCAAAAGG